AUGUCGGACUUCUUCCGCAGAGCAUCUGAUGCGCUCCAGCAUCGGCAGCGUCAAGGCUCUGCCGAUUCGACGGAUGCACCCACGUCCCCCAACGCAGCUAAACAACCUGAACAAGAUAUGGCCAAUCAGCAGGUCGGGGCUACUCAGCCCGAAUCUCGCGUGAACGAGGCGCCGGCCGGUGGAGCGACUGGCAGUGACGCUCAUCCCAAACACCGCUAUUGGGUCUGGGGACACCGUCAGGAGAAUAAGCCCCAGCAAACGCAGCAAUCCAACCAGGGCCGAAAAGAUGAUACCGAUUGGGUUAUUGGCACGUAA
Molecule: messenger RNA, 315 nt
Organism: Penicillium brasilianum
Lineage: Eukaryota; Fungi; Ascomycota; Eurotiomycetes; Eurotiales; Aspergillaceae
Source: the annotation of a GenBank genome assembly